Guillardia theta CCMP2712 is the source of this 1821-nucleotide messenger RNA. RefSeq lists its product as hypothetical. The transcript has 9 exons. NCBI's taxonomy places the organism in Eukaryota, Cryptophyceae, Pyrenomonadales, Geminigeraceae. Bases 1 to 1821 code for a protein of 606 amino acids. The record is from RefSeq and is a predicted model, not a curated record.
AUGACCGGCUUUGACAACAUGCUCAGCACACAGGAUGUUUUGAGGGAGAUCAUGAGCAGUGGGUAUGAUGUGAAGCUUGAAAAUUGGAAUACAGGCAGCCACGAGGCACGAGAAACAAAGGCUCCGGGCACUCCGGCGCGAGAAGACGCCGAACUUUUGACACAGGCGGUGAAGAGCGUUACGGCAGCUUACAUGCCAUCUCAGGAUGUUUCUGACCUGUACCAUCAACACUACCAUACUCCGAAUCAAGCGCCAAGAUUUCUCGAACAGAUCAGUAUCAGUGAAGGAGCAGUUGAUUCUGAAGCUCACAGUUUGCUGUCUCCUCAAGGAACUUCCGAAGAAAACUCCAAGGUUGAGCAGGGAGCUUUGGAUUCGAGCACAGCGUUCUUUCCAACAGCACCUCAGCCCUGCCUGCUGGAUGCUGAGAAGCAACUUGUCGCGGAUGUGGCAGCUUUAAGGCACGAGGACCCUCGAGCUCGCGUGGUCAGUGGACCUUCAGCGUUGAGCCUGCAACCGAGGAGAGACGAAGCGAUUUACUUGUUUGCCUGGGGUUGCUCGCACAAUUAUCAACUGGGAACGGGACAGUACCAAGCUCAGCCAUUUCCAAAGCUGGUUUCGACUCUAACAAGACUAGGCAACGGAAUCAUUGACGUGUCGUACGGUGCUGACCACGGCGCAGCGAUUGACAGUACAGGAAAAUUGUUUACAUGGGGAUUGUGUGAUCAUGGCAGAUUAGGCUUGAAAUCGGGAAAAGACGUUCCGUAUCCAACUCGAGUUGAUUUCUUGAAGGAUGAAGUCAUUGUGGAUGUAACCUGUGGGAUGUACUCAAGCGCGUGUAUCAGUCACGACAUGAAAGUAUUCACUUGGGGUUCGGGAUCCAAAGGACAGCUGGGUCAUGUAGAGAAGAGCGAUGAGUGGCUACCGAGAUCAGUCGCAGCUCUACAUCACAUUCCCAUAGUACAGGUCGCACUUGGAUACGAGCACAUGGCGGCGUUAUCCCUGGACGGUGACGUGUACACGUGGGGUGAAGGGGAACACGGGCAGUUAGGACACGGAGACUUGAAUUCAUGCUCUACACCGAAAAAGCUGCUCCUUGAGCUGGAAAAUACUACCGGGGAGGUUGCUGACGUGGGGAGCCCUGUGCUGCUAGCAUGCGGCGCGAGUGUGACGCUAAUCCUCACUGACUACGGGAGACUGAUCAGCUUCGGAAUGUCUGAGUUUGGGGCCCUCGGGUUGGGGGAGAAGAGGCUGGCUGCACGCCCACACUUGAUCACUUCGCGCAUCAUGGACAAGAGAAGGUUCGUUCACUUGUCCGCCGGCGACGAGCAUUGCGCGGCCGUGACGAGUAAAGGAAACGUGUACACGUGGGGUCAAGGUUGCUUCGGCGCUGUCGGGAAACCAGCUCGACGAGCCUACUCGAACCCCCCGGACUGCAGGAAACCUUAUAAGCUCGAGCUGCCUCUCGACAAACGAGCGUGCGCGACAAGUUGUGGAGGGAACUAUACUGUCAUUCUGAGCAAAGAUGGCUGUGUCUUGGUGCUUGGAGAUGACUCGACUGAGAUUCGACCGAUGCUGUACGACGAGAGUAACCCCGCCAGCGUGAUGAAAGCUUCGUCUGUGUUGUGCGGUCGUUAUCACUCGGGCGCGAUUUUGAACACGUUGCAGUAUGAGGAAGCUCGUCGAGCUGGAGCGCAUGCUCUCGGUUUGGCAGCGGAGGAUGUCAGACUUUCUGUCAUUGCCAUCGAGAUGGCUCAGAGACUUGGGGUCUGCCUUGCGGACUUCCAACGGUUCUUACGGGCUGAUUUCGAACUGUCAGGCUGA